Messenger RNA from Clarias gariepinus (North African catfish), 1578 nucleotides. RefSeq names its product zinc finger, MYND-type containing 12 (gene zmynd12). Bases 245 to 1360 code for a protein of 371 amino acids. The record is from RefSeq and is a predicted model, not a curated record. Lineage: Eukaryota; Metazoa; Chordata; Actinopteri; Siluriformes; Clariidae. The transcript has 8 exons. Gene Ontology annotation, molecular function: protein binding.
UACAGCAACCUAGCAAGAGAAACUAUCAGCUAAAGCAUGAAUGCAGGCUGGUUACAGCGACUGGCAUAAUCUAUUCUGCUCGACACAUUAUCAGGACAGUGUAUACGUUUCUUUUUUUUUGCUGGUCUGAGGUGGAUUGCAUUACCUGACAAGCUCGAUAUGUAAUAUAACAUAUAAAUUAAACUAAUACGCAGUUAGUGUAAAGCUAAGCCCACGGGUAUUCUACUCUUGAUUUUUUUUAAAGAUGUCUAUAUACAUUUCCCCCCUCGCAAACCCAAAAGGAAUUAACAAACUGUGCGAGCUUUGUAACCAGCCUGCUCGCCUCCAGUGCAAAAACUGCCGAGUCACCUUCUACUGUAAUGUGACUCACCAGCAGGCAGAUUGGAACAGCAUCCAUGAGAAAGUGUGUGAGCUGCUGAUCACUGUACGAACCCCUCUAUCAUUCUGCUGUUUCCAGGCUGACAGAGAAUUCCAUCAUAUACAGAAUCUAAAACGACUGGAGCACAUAACAGAGCUCUCCCAUGCUGCUGCUAAGAGCUGGAUGUUGCAAGGAAAGUACAGCGAGGCAAUGCCAGCAGCUCAGCUUUCCCUGCGCUGUGCUAUUGACAUUUACGGCCCGGAUGUUGUUGAACUAGUGCCAGCCUACUUGCUGCUUGCUGAAGCCAGUAUAGGUUUAGGUUCUCUGUCUCAGGCUAAAAACUAUCUCUCACAGGCAGAAUGGAUGGUAAAGAAAAAUCCGGGCUGCAGUCGGACAUUUCUUCAUCUGUUCCACAGAGCCCUGGGCCGCCUGUACUUGGCGACAGGUGACUACAGAUGUGCCCUGUUGCACUUCGCCAACGAUGUGUACUAUGCAAGUGAAGAGUUUGGUGUCGACAGUGUUGUCACGGCUGGAGGCUAUUUCUUGAUCGCAGAUGUGUUCAUGAAACAAGGGAAGACUGAUAUUACACACUCACUCUACACAGAGGUUGCCAGCAUAUGGCAUACACACCUGUCCAAGAUGAUGGAGUUUUACAAUCAGGAGGACCAGAAGGGAGAACAGUAUUUUGAUUCGGCACAGUGUGCAGAGGUGAAUCGGAUGUUGAGUGUAAUGUUGGAGGCUCAGCAGCAGGAUGUAAAUGCACAUCCUGCUUGUGGCACUGCACUGUCGUACUCUCUAGGUCAGAAGGCAUUGGUGUCUCACUCUCUCGCCAUGCUCUGGUUCCUCUGCAAUGACCACAUGAAGGCGCUGGAUUUUGGCAAGAAGGCCGCAGAGUUUAGCCAACGUUGCGAACACAACAAUCUGGCAGAGUCCAUCCAGAGUCUCAUACAACAAGCAGAAACACACCUCAACGCAGAACAAACAGCCAUCAUUCACCACUAACUAAUACAUUCCACACUUGUAUACCAACACGCACUUAUUAAUAACAAGUACAAUCAGCACUUAACACACACUAAUGACUAAUCAUAAGGCACCUAACCCUCAUAGAUUCACCACUUACUCAUAAGCUUAGUCUAAGAGAAAGUGCAUAGCACUCGCACACUAAGUGACACAACUAAAAAUAAAAACAACUGUUUAGCAGGACAAUUAUGUGUCUGUAA